GCUUGAAAAAUCUGCUGCUGAACAAAUCUAUCAUUCUAUCUAGUCUCAUGUUUCUCAUUCUCUCACAACCCAUGACGGCGACCCAACUCUUUCCUCACUUUAUCGUCUUCUAACAAUCGAUCAAUGGCGGCCGCUUCUCUAUAUCUCAUUUUCAUGUUUUCUUUUUUGAGUUUUCUCCUUUUUUUCACUCUUUCUGUCAUCAUUUUCUCCCUCUACACAAUUUUGAAGAAAAUUGAUGAAAUCUCAAAAGAAAAAUCCAAAAAAAUUCCAUCUUUACCGGUAGAUGAUGCUGAAAAUUACGAGAAAAAAAGAACCCAGCAACAGAAACAAGAAAAUGCCUAUAAAUCUGACAAAAAUGAAGAUCCAAAUGAUAAAAAUGGGUCGGACCAGGAGGAGAACAAAAGGAAGAAGAAACGGGUCAAGAAGAAGAGACCCGAUUCAAAUUGUGUAGAGAAAAAGGAUAAGGAAGAUAUUUUAUGCUUGUACCCGUUUACAAAAUCUUCGAGUGCAAUUCAGAGGAAAAUUAAGCUGCAGUAUGAUCAAAUUGUCAAGUCCCAUGAGUCCAAAAGCUUGACUCUGGCUCAGGUGGGCAAAUUCGUUAAUUGUCUGGUUGAGGCGAGAAACGAGCUGCAGAACAAAUCUGAGGUCAUCAAGCGGAAGUUCAUAAUAACCAAGGCCAUAUUAUUCAAGGCGGACAAGUCUUCAGUCAACCGCCUGCAUCAACAGAUAUGCAAGCUAGAAUUAGAACAUAAAAGAUUAGAAGAUGAUGCAUUUGUAUAUAAUUGGCUCCAACAACAGCUUAAGCUCUCUCCUGCAUACGAGAAGAUGCUGGAACUUGGUGCUUGCAUGGAGGAGAUAAAAUCCAAUUCUGUCGACCUUGUGGAAAGUACAGAUGCCAACUUCUCUGAUAUAUCAUUUGAAGAGUUGCUGGCACAGGAAAAGAAGGAUUCGUUUUGGCAGAGAAAAGGGAGAUAUAAACCGUGCUUGGGAUGAUAAGAUGAUAGCGAGCAAUUUUAACUAAUUUAUACAUUUUAGUGCCCAAAAUCAAGCAUUGGUGCAGAAUUUUAUAGUUGCAUGGCUUCUUUGUGUUGAUUUGGAAGAAAUUGUGACCCUUAAUCUUUUGAUUACCCUAUAAGUUCUCAGGUCGAAAGCUAAUUAAUCUUUCACAGGGCAAACAUCUAUGUUGUGUCUGAUUUUUUUGCCACAUUCUAUUCUUCCGCACUAUUAUAUUUUUGAAUUUUUUUCCCCCCGUA
Molecule: messenger RNA, 1253 nt
Organism: Olea europaea var. sylvestris
Lineage: Eukaryota; Viridiplantae; Streptophyta; Magnoliopsida; Lamiales; Oleaceae
Exons: 6
Coding region: 124-993 (289 amino acids)
Source: RefSeq, a predicted model, not a curated record